This is a messenger RNA of Drosophila biarmipes, 775 nucleotides long. RefSeq lists its product as uncharacterized. The record is from RefSeq and is a predicted model, not a curated record. Lineage: Eukaryota; Metazoa; Arthropoda; Insecta; Diptera; Drosophilidae. The transcript has a single exon. The coding region runs from base 1 to 699 and encodes 232 amino acids.
AUGCGUUUCCUGAUCGCCUUCUGCCUGAUCGGCGCCGCCUGUGCCCAGUACAACUACGGAGCGGGAUUCUCUGGAGCCGCCUCCGAUAAUGUGCCCAGCUACUCCGGUGGCAGCAGCGGUUUCGGUGGUGGCGACUCCUACGACGGAGCGGCCAGCAGCCCGGACUACUCGGUGUCCAGCGAGCUGAACAAGGAGUACUACACCUUCGAGGCCGACGAGAGCCAGUUCGACGAUCCCCUGGCCGCCCAGAAGAUCGCCGGCUCCGUGAACAAGGGUCUGCGCGUCGUCUUCAUCAAGGGACCCGAGAACCGUGGCCUGGAGAACGCCGCCCUGGCCCUGGCCAAGCAGGCUGCCGAGCAGAGGACCGCCAUCUAUGUCCUGAACAAGCAGACCGACAUCGGAGAUCUGGCCAACAAGUUCAACGCCGCCCGCCAGAACGCCAACCAGCGCCCGGAGGUGCACUUCGUCAAGUACAGGACGCCCGAGGAUGCGGCCAAUGCCCAGCGCGCCAUCCAGUCGCAGUACGACAACCUGGGAGGAUCCAGCCAGUCCUUCAACGGUGGUGUGGCCAACGCCAUCAACUUCGCCUCCCAGGGAGCUGCCCCCGUGCGCCGUGGCAACAACUACUCUCCUCCUGCCGCCGCCACCAGCAACUCCUACCUGCCCGCCAACAUCCUGCGUCGCCUGCGCAUCCGUUAAGGACCAAAAAUGAAGCUGACAGUUGUUAAAUGUGUUCUAGAAGUGUAAUUGAAUAAAAACGAAACCGAAAACCGAU